AUGUCUAAUCUCACAUUUUCGUGUGCUCUUGUCACCGGCGGAGGAGGUGGCCUGGGCAAGGCCAUAGCCGCGUACCUCCUAAGCAAAGGCAAAAAGGUCAUCAUCGCAGGCCGUACGGAGAGUACACUACGAGAGACAGCCAAAGAGAUCGGGGCAACGGACUAUUUCACCUUGGACACGGGCGUGACCUCACAAAUCCCAUCGUUUAUCAAAACCGUCACGGCAAAAUACCCCGACCUCGAUUGCCUGGUCAACAACGCUGGCGUGCAACGUCCACUAGAGGUCCUCAAAGACGAUCCAACCGACUUCCUAGCAAAGGCAGAUCAAGAGAUCGAUAUCAACAUCCGCGGGCCAAUGCAUCUUACUCUUGGCCUUUUGGAGCAUUUCAAAAGCAAGCCCAACGGCGCUACAAUCAUGAAUGUUUCUUCCAUUCUAGGGUUUGUGCCUUUCUCCGUCAUUAACCCUGUAUAUAAUGGGACCAAGGCAUGGCUGCAUUUCUGGAGCAUGACGCUUCGUACUCAGCUUGCACGCGGUGGGUAUGAACGGGUUAGGGUGAUUGAGAUUGCGCCGCCUUCGGUGGGAACAGACCUGCAUCGGGAUCGGGAGGAUCCGAAUGAUAAUAAGAAGGAUAAGAAUCCCAAUGCACUUUCUGUGGAGGAGUUUAUGGGGUUCUUUACUUCUGCUUUGGAGCGUGGGGAUAGUAUGAUUGCUCCUGGGAUGAGUCAGGGUGUUGUGGAUAAGUGGUAUGCGGAGUUUGGGUCGAUGUAUGAUACGUUGACGGGGGAGAAGAAAGCAUCGAAAUAGGAACUAGGGAAGGCUUUUGAUACCAGACAGGGCAUCUCUUCUGCAUAGCCAGUCAUAUACAAAACACAAGGCUCUUACAGGUUAUCGCGUGCAAUCAUGAUUUCAUCCUCCAUCCGGAAGCAUGGGCGGCUCGUUGUAGAGUGAGGUAGUUGUAGGUGCUAAUCACUUUGCUAUAACAAAGGGAGAGCAUCGUUUAAAUUAGGGCAGUUUUCUGGUUAGAGCAAUGGAGCAG
Messenger RNA from Aspergillus pseudotamarii, 1036 nucleotides. RefSeq lists its product as uncharacterized. Gene Ontology annotation, cellular component: membrane. The transcript has a single exon. The record is from RefSeq and is a predicted model, not a curated record. Bases 1 to 804 code for a protein of 267 amino acids. Lineage: Eukaryota; Fungi; Ascomycota; Eurotiomycetes; Eurotiales; Aspergillaceae.